Messenger RNA from Lethenteron reissneri (Far Eastern brook lamprey), 708 nucleotides. Its product is annotated as hatching enzyme 1.2-like. The record is from RefSeq and is a predicted model, not a curated record. NCBI's taxonomy places the organism in Eukaryota, Metazoa, Chordata, Hyperoartia, Petromyzontiformes, Petromyzontidae. Gene Ontology annotation, molecular function: metalloendopeptidase activity; zinc ion binding. Gene Ontology annotation, biological process: proteolysis.
AAAAAGUAGGAUCGUCUUGCAUGAUUCCUGAUUGUUUAGGCUCCACUUUACGCGAUACUGAGCAUGCGUGUUGAUUGUCUAGAUGGAAGCCAUGACUGGGUCAAGCACCGAGAUGACAAAGUCUACGUUCUCUACGACGUCUGCUCUGGUUUCGACACAAAUGACAAGGAGAACAUCCAGCAAGCAGUCAAUGAGUUUGCAGAGGAAACCUGCAUUCGGCUCAUCCGGAAAGACAACGAGGAGGACUACAUCAACUUCCAGGCCCUGGGCGGGAGCUGGUCGUUCCUGGGCAAGAAGGGAGGGGCUCAGUCCGUGUCCCUUGAGCCCGGGAAGGUGGACAAGGGCACAGUUCUGCACGAGCUCAUGCACGCGCUCGGCUUCCACCACGAGCACUGCCGCAGCGACCGUGACCAGUACAUCAAGGUCCACGAGGACAACAUCAAAGCAUAUGAGCUUGGGCAGUUCAAACGGCUGGAAUACAGUGGCUAUGGAGAAGAUCUGCCCUACGACUACCUCUCCAUCAUGCACUAUGGCAGGUGGGCCUCCAAAGGCUGUGGCCUUCACUCAUGGUACGCCUUGUCCUCGGACUACAUGAGUGAGACGAUCACCCCCACGACAGCAGCUAAAGCUCCCAUCGGCCAGAGGAGCGGCCUCAGCCCCCUGGACGUGCUCAGGGUGCAGCGCAAGUACCAACCGGUUCGUCACUAA